UCCAUUCAGGAUCCAUUAUUGUACGAAGAGGAGGAAGAAGACACUAUUACAGAAACCCAAUAUGAAGGGGAGGCAAGUGCUCCUGAUGGAGAUGAAAUGUCAUCUGAAGACGAAGAUGUUCUGGACAAGGGAGUAAGAUCCAUCCCAGUAGAACUACCAAAAAACGCUGUGAAAACGCCAACCUUUGAUCAAACGAAGUGGCCUCUCUGGAGAACUAAUUGCUGGAAGAACUGGCAUACUGAUUACGCAAGCGGAAAGGUCUUCGCGCAAUGUAAGUAUUGCAACAACGGGAAAUAUCACCACGGACAUGCAGAUUCCUUUUCCAAUUUCAUCCGACAUUUAAGAAGAUGCCACGAAGAAGAUUAUAACAAAGUAAAAGGAGGAGGGAAACCAAACCUAACAAACCAGUCUUCCAUGAAGAAUUUCAUAGCAACACCAAAAAUACCAAAAGAUACUCAAAAGAAAAUUGACACUCUUUUAGACGAAAUGAUUGUUUCAGACAAUUUGCCUUUAACAAUAGUGCAACGAGAGGGAUUUCGGAAGCUGAUCUCAUUUCUCGCACCUACAUAUCAAAUUCCGAGCUAUGAAAAAAUGAGAUAUGGUAUCAUACCAUCAAUCUACUCAAGGAACUGAAUGGAAAGGUUAGUACCUUAUCUUUGUAUUUCUACGAUUCUGCAUAAUGAUUCAUUUAUAUUUCCAGGUUGUUCGCACUGUGACUGAUAAUGCGUCAAACAUGACUGCUGCAUUUCAAUUACAACUCUCAAAUUUCAUCAGAGAAGACAAGGAAGAUGAAUUCAUUGAACUAGAACUCGAAGCCGGAAUGGAUGAAGUACCAAAUUACGUUUUGAUUCCAGAAUACUUAGAGUGUACGUCAUCAGCUGACGGUUCGCAAAAUGAAGAUAUCGUCAUUGAAAAUCUAGUAUCUGCAUUAGAAAUUGACCUCGCAGAGCUGAUACCUGAAAACAGCUGGAAAAUCAACGAGACGGGUUUUGUCACAGCCACUUCGUCUCACGCAGGAUGUUUGCCUCAUCAGGCACAGUUAGUCAUUAAAGAUGGCCUUAAGGCACUCGAUAAAUUAGUUUCGGAGGCCCUGGAUUUGUUGUGUAAGAUAGUAGGAGGGGUUCGGCGAAGUGUCGUAGAUACUAAGGUUCUGGUAGAUUCCGUCGGAUUUAAAAUACCAAUGAUGAAUCUUACUAGAUGGAAUUCGCAAUUUUCAAUUGUGAAGUACUUCCUCAACGCCGUCGAUAUUGACCCAACCCUUCAGUCUAAAUUGAAUGCUUGCAAAGCUCACGAAUCACAUUCAUCUCUGCAACUGAAAUGUUUAAAAGAGUUCGUUACCCUACUAGAGCCCUUCAAAAUUGCAACAGACGUUUUCCAGAAGGAUACGGAAACAGUAGGAUUGGUAAUUCCAUUUUAUUUGGAUUUGGUAAACCAAUGUUCUUCGGACCCAAAAAUGAAUCACGAAGCAAAAUUCAUAAUUUCUUGCAAAAGCAUGGCAGAAGAAUUAAGCACAUCUCUCACUAAACGAUUGGGAUGGGUUACAAAAGACACCUUUUUUGUAUUGGGAUCACUGCUUGACCCAAGAAUAAAGGGAACGUGGAUAACAGCAGCCGGAGAAGACGAAGAAGACGUCAUUGCUACUGCUAAGGAAUUACUGAGAUUGCGCUAUCGUACAGUCGGUGGUAACGAAGAAGGGGGAGACAAUGAAGACAACUCUGGCAGUGGUGCUGAAGAUGAAAGAACACGUAAAGCAAAUGAAAAUCCAUCAGCUACACCUGUUCAUAAGCGAGCAAGACAAUCCAUCCGUCCUCUACUUGCCAGCGUGCUCGUUCGCCCACGAACUUUGUCAAGGGGUGUGUCGAAAGUGCUCGAUGAAUUUGAUAACUAUCUGAAAGAGCCCCCAAUUGUGAAUGAAAAGGGUCAAUUUGGUCUUGAUUUUAGUCCAUGUGAAUAUUGGAAUCUUAAUCAACAUAGAUUCCUAGCCUUAGCCCCAAUUGCAAGGGAUAUCAUGGGAAUUCCAUGUUCUUCCGCUAAUAUUGAGCGUGCAUUUAGCACGGCAGUUGACAUUUUGUCAGCAAAAAGAAACAAGAUAAAACCCAAAUUGUUUGACAUGCUUGUAUUCAUUAAACGAAAUGCUCAUCUUUUGGAAACUGUCAAUCGGCAAGAGAAAAAAGUAAAAUAA
Daphnia carinata is the source of this 2182-nucleotide messenger RNA. RefSeq lists its product as uncharacterized. The transcript is spliced from 4 exons. Bases 680 to 2182 code for a protein of 500 amino acids. Gene Ontology annotation, molecular function: protein dimerization activity. The record is from RefSeq and is a predicted model, not a curated record. Lineage: Eukaryota; Metazoa; Arthropoda; Branchiopoda; Diplostraca; Daphniidae.